This is a messenger RNA of Anopheles marshallii, 936 nucleotides long. It is a transcript of the gene BORCS6, whose product is annotated as BLOC-1-related complex subunit 6. Bases 1 to 936 code for a protein of 311 amino acids. Lineage: Eukaryota; Metazoa; Arthropoda; Insecta; Diptera; Culicidae. Gene Ontology annotation, cellular component: BORC complex. The record is from RefSeq and is a predicted model, not a curated record. Gene Ontology annotation, biological process: lysosome localization. The transcript is spliced from 3 exons.
AUGAGCGAAUCCGACCACCGCAGAAGAAACCCGUUUGCUGGUGCUGCCCGAGAAGGUGACAAUCGACCUGACGCUGGGGACGACUCCGAAGGUCACGAGAAUGAUGGUGAAAAUCUGGGCGAAGAGGUCCCGUCCGCGAUGACGGAAUCGUACAGUGAAAUCGCUUACACCCACAACUUGUUCGCUGGUACAGCAGCGGAAGAAACGGAUGGCGGUGCCAGCAACGGUAACCAACCGGAUGGAUCGUCAUCAUCCUCAUCCUCUUCACAGACAAAGAAACGACCCGAUUCGUUGGUGUGCGAUGGACGGAAAGCCUCAUUUCCGUACAAUCUCGAAGGCACUGUACGGGUGGAUGGUAACAUGACACACUUUGUGGCAGAAAACUUGGAGUACAAAAUAAAGCUAGCCAGCCCGGUAACGGUGACGCGAAAGGAUUCGUGCAAUCUGUCCAGCUCUCGGCAAAGCACACCAUCUGCUGCAACGGGCGGCGGGCUUAGUGGAUUGAGCUUUGCGCCCGGGACGAGUGGUGCUAAUCUAUCUCUGCCCGGUAGCAGUAGUGGUGCUUACGGGCGAGGAUCGGCAGCGUACGGAGGUGGAUUUGUCGCCACCAACCCGGCCUCGGCAUCAUCGGUCGAUCCGAACGUGCUGAAUGAAAUCGAACGUGAAGCACAAGCACUGGCAGCAUCGGUGGACAAUUUGUCCGAAAGCUUGUGCAGCGUGCUGCAUUCAAUCUCCUCGAUAACGGCGGACAAUGUGGAGAUUUACAAAAACUCCGUCACGAAGCUAACGGACUGUAUGGACGGCAAUAUCAAGUGUAUGUACACGAUAAUGGCCAAAGCGGAGGAAAUUUCCAAAACAAUCAAACCGGCCGAAGCGCUAGCGGUUCGAAUACGUGAAAUUAAAAGACUUGUCGAUAUGCUGGAGAGCAACGUUUAG